AUGUCAUUUACCCUCUGUUUCCAAGUAGAUGCUCCAGAUCAGAUGAACGAUGGAACCAACCACAAACAUUCACUCAGUAACCCACAGCUCUCUAUUCCUUCCUGUUCCUUUGAGAUGGGAGCCAGCAGAAGAAGAGAAGAAGAAGAGAGAAAAGUUCAAUCAAAACAAUCCAUCAAUCCAGUUGACAUGGUAGGGAGAACAGAAGAUGUUCACAGAGGAAAGACAGGAUGAUAAUGGCAAGGUUGUUCAAAUUAUUAGACAGAUGAACAUACAAGAUAGGAGUGGAGAGGAUAAUGUCGCAGCUGAUAAAGAUGAUGAUAACACUGGAGAGAGAGAACUGAAAGGAGAUGAUAAUGUCGUUGGCCAAACCGAACAGGAAGGUGAAGUGGCCAAUGAUUAA
This is a messenger RNA of Coregonus sp. 'balchen', 400 nucleotides long. NCBI's taxonomy places the organism in Eukaryota, Metazoa, Chordata, Actinopteri, Salmoniformes, Salmonidae. The record is from the annotation of a GenBank genome assembly.